UCUUUCUCGGACCAUGUGAUACCUCUUGAGCCAUUAUAUAGGGCAUAUAAGUAUCUAUUAAGCCGGUGCGAAUGACCUAGACGACAGAUCGUUCAUCUUCUCCCGCAAGAUCCGAAACAUAGCACAGAAAGACUAUAGAGUAUAGCGUCAUGUUCACCCCACACCCCAACUUCUACCAGCCCCCUCCUCCUACCCCCAAGAUCCCCUUCGAAGCACACCUUCAAACCCCUCCGUCGGAGUACGAUCACAACUUUUCCGGCGGCCCCAUCUACACCCUGUCUACCGACAAGCUCGUCUUGGUCCCUUUCGUCCCGAGCUUACACGCCAAGCAGUAUUACCACGACGUCAAGGACUAUGGAGAGACGUUGUUGAAGUUCAUGCCUUAUCCGAGGAGAUUGGAUGAGAGCCUGGAUGCGUUGUGUGAGGUUUACGAGAGGACCAUUCGGAGUCUACCUGGCUCUUGCCUAUGGGCCAUCUUCGACAUAACCCGUCUGGACUCCCCCGAAAAGCUGAAAGAAGUGGAAGAUGUCGGAAGCGUCCAUCCUCUCCCUGAAGGACACCCUCCGUUGAACACGUUUGCCGGGGUGAUGGGGAUUUUGAACGUUGAUCGGGAUAUGUGCGUUGGAGAGCUCGGACACGUCCUCAUCCUCCCCCGAGCUCAGAAGACGCACGUAACUUCCCAUGCGAUCGCGCUCUUGCAACACUACGCCCUGGACCAUCCUUACAUGGCUACCUGGUCCACCUCCGAAGACAAGUUCGUCUACCCAGACAUCACCAGUAACCCCACUCCGGCAUCCCUCUCCGCCCCGUUCACCGCCGAUGCAGGUGGACCUCCUCGCGGACUAGGUUUGAGGAGGUUUCAAUGGCAAGCCCACCACCUUAACAACCCAUCCACCCGCCUAGCCCAAAGAAUGGGUUUCAAGGAAGAAGGUAGAGUUCGGAUGCAGAGGGUCGCUCCCGGUGGUGGGGAAGAGGGGAGAGAAGGGGACGGAGGGAAGACGGGGAGCAGGACGAGUUGGGUUGGGAGUGUUACGUGGAGGGAUUGGGAGGAAGGGGGUGUAAGGGAAGAGGUUGGGAGGCAGGUCGCUAGGCGGUAAUCUGAUCGAGGGUUGGGAGAUUGAGAUUAGAGAACGGGCGUGAAACAAGCGCUCAGACGGUGGGAAAGGAAAAUCGGCGCAUUACAUAGAAUAGUCAGAACCGUGACUCGGGAGUCGAUAAAUAAUAGUAUAGACAGAAUAUCGCAUACGAUAAGACGCGAUACAAACGA
Messenger RNA from Filobasidium floriforme, 1267 nucleotides. RefSeq lists its product as uncharacterized. NCBI's taxonomy places the organism in Eukaryota, Fungi, Basidiomycota, Tremellomycetes, Filobasidiales, Filobasidiaceae. Gene Ontology annotation, molecular function: protein N-terminal-serine acetyltransferase activity; protein-N-terminal-alanine acetyltransferase activity. The record is from RefSeq and is a predicted model, not a curated record. The transcript has 3 exons. The coding region runs from base 150 to 1097 and encodes 315 amino acids.